AUGCGAUUUGAUCGCUUAGAACGCUCCAUUUACUAUGUAAAACAUUUGGGCUCCCCUCCUUCGAGAGGUAAGAUAUUUGUAAGGACUAAGAAGACGUUCUGGUUCCUAGUCUAUCUUCCCAACACUGUCGAGUUAGUUAAUGUCACACAUCGUCUAAACACUUGCUUUGCUAAUCCACAACCUCGUUCCAUAUUCUCAUGCAAGCAAGUGCAUGGGGGACUCGCGUCACCCCGAACCAAUUGCGAUAUACUACGGUCUGCUGAAUAUGUGGUAGUUUUCAAGAGAGCCAGAAUACCUCUACUAUUAAGUGGGGGAACAGGGAGAAAAGGCAAGUUUCGCGACCCAAUAAUAUCUAUUCCAUCCAACUACACCGAUGUACCUCUCCAUUUCAAGCAGCCUACCAUCGUAGCAUCAUUCCACGCCCGCCUUCUCCUCGCCCCUCAGAAGAUCCCGACUCUAGUCAUGCCAAGGUGCCGCUAA
Messenger RNA from Lindgomyces ingoldianus, 480 nucleotides. RefSeq lists its product as uncharacterized. The record is from RefSeq and is a predicted model, not a curated record. The transcript is spliced from 4 exons. Lineage: Eukaryota; Fungi; Ascomycota; Dothideomycetes; Pleosporales; Lindgomycetaceae. The coding region runs from base 1 to 480 and encodes 159 amino acids.